AUGCUGAUAUCGAAAGCAUCAUCCAUCUGUAGAUCACUUCAAAUCAAUGCGACCCGUGCUUAUAGGUUGUCGAAAGAAUUGGUGGAAAGUGGUGAGUCAGCUAUAACUCUUUCUCCCGAUGGAGCAGUCGUCGUUUGUUGGCAUCCAGUCAGAAAAGUUCCUUAUGAGUGUACUAAACCUAUUUCACAUAACAUUAAAUCGCUACGUACUCCAACUUCUCCUCUAAAAAUCAAUGUACCUGAUACAAUCAUCAAAAAUUCUGCAGAGCCUACUGUAGUAGAACUUUCAAAAGCUUUCGGUGUUCCAUGGUUUCAUUUUCGACCUAGACAAUGGAAUUCCAGCUAUCCUAAUAAGUCUAACCAACUUCCUGCGACUUGGGUUUCUUCUUAUCGUUUCACGAUUUGGGGAUUGAUUGAUCAGUUGUAAAUUGGAUUGUCUACAGUUGGUGAGACGCCAUGAAAUAAAAUGUCAAUUUUAAUUAAAAUCAAUGAGAUCCUGUAAUAUAUAAUGUGUACGGGAUUUUAGAACUUUUAUGCAGAUGUUUCCAGUUUUAAAAAUCCUGUAAAUAUAUAUUUAAAAAAAAACGACUUACAGAUAGUGUGGAUGCAGUUACCAAUGAGAAAGAAAUAGGUUCCGUUAAAGUUACUUCUACAUUUUGUUUAUGAUAUAAAGUACUGUUGCAAUUUGCUGAAUCCGAUGGAGUUGGUGUAUUUGAUGACAAAUCGAAUUCCGCAGGAUUUGAAACUAAUGAUAAAAGAAAAUCAUUCGAAGUGAUAGCAAAACGAAACGAAAACUUUGAAAAUAACUACAGUUGGAUUUAGACAGUGUUAAAUCUUUAAAUCAGCUAGAUUAAUUCAUUUCAGGGACACUUGAAUGUCGAAUGCUAAACACGUAUAAAUGUUGUAAAAUCUAAUAUUUAUUCAUUCUUUUGGUGUGUAUAUAUUUUGAAUUCUUUUGAAAAUUAAAUGUAAAUUAAAACUCACAGUCGGUCUAGUAGGAACCAUAUUUUUAAAAUUCAU
Molecule: messenger RNA, 1019 nt
Organism: Schistosoma margrebowiei
Lineage: Eukaryota; Metazoa; Platyhelminthes; Trematoda; Strigeidida; Schistosomatidae
Source: the annotation of a GenBank genome assembly